GCCAUCACAGUAACAGCAAAAAACAACAGAACAUCGCUGUCGUCGCUGCUGCAGCGCCGUCGCCGCUGACGUCGCCGCAUGCAUACUAUUAAUUUAUUAUACAAAUUGUUUUUAUUUUGAAUAAUGGAUCGUCGUGCAUUGAAGUUUAUGCAAAAAAGAGCGGACACUGAAAGCGAAACAACAGCAACAACAACAAAUACAUCGGCAGCAGCAACAAUUCUAACAACGGCCGCAGCCUCAACAGCAACAGCAACAACAACGACCACAACAUCAACAACAACAACAACUGCGCUACCCCUAAAGGACAAUUCGAAUAUAAGAAGCAGCAGCAGCAACAACGGCAACAGCGACAAGUUGCAAACAGCAACGCAACAGCUACAACAGUUACAGCAGCAACAUAAGCAACAGCAGCAGCAGCAGCAGCAACAGCAACAGCAGCAACAGCAACAUAUUGAACGACCGUUAAAGUGUUUGGAGACUUUGGCUCAAAAGGCUGGAAUAACAUUUGACGAGAAAUACGAUUUUGCUAGUCCGCCGCAUCCAGGCAUUGGCAACAACAACAACAAUAACAACAACAGCAGCACCAACAAUAACAACACUAAUAACAACAAUAAUAAUAACAACAACAACAAUAACAACAACAACAACAACAACAAUACACAAUUGAACAACAAUAAUCACAUCAAAAGCGGCACGCCCACAUCAAUUGCCUCAAAUACAGCGCAAACACCGCGUCGCACAGCAACAACACCGACAGCAGCAACAACACCCACAGCGGCAACAACACCCAACAGCAACAGCAACAACAACGCGCGCUCACGCAGCGUUUCGCGUUCGCGUUCACGUUCCAGCACGCCCACAUCGCGUGUAGCAGCAGCGGCAGCGGCAGCAGCAGCAGCAGCAACAUCAGCAGCGACAGCAGCAGCAGCAGCAGCAACAGCAGUUGUUGGCGGCACGCUGGAGAAAUCACAGAGCCCCGCCCAACAGGUGGCAUCCGCUGCGGCGGUGCCACUGCAAAUUUCACCAGAGCAAUUUCAGCAAUUCUAUCCGUAUACGGCCAUACAGGUUAAGCAGGAGUUUCCCACACACAAUGCUAGCGGCAAUAGCAACAAUGUUGUUGGUGGCGGCAACAGCAACAACGGCGGCGGCGGCAACAACAACAAUAGCGGCAACAGCGGCAACAAUAGUGGCAAUAGCAACGAUCUGAAGCAUGCAACAAGCCUAUUGGACGCCAGUCAGACGACACAGCUGCAACAGUUGCAGCUGCAACAGUUGACGGCGGCCGGCGAUGGCAGUGCAGCGAUUGCUGCGGCGGCCGCUGCUGCUGCUGCUGCUGCCGGCAGUCCGGCGCAACAGAAUGCGCUCCAGGCAGCGGCAGCAGCAGCAGCAGCGGCAGCACAACAACAACAAGUUGUACAGCAGCAACAGCAGCAGCAACAGCAACAGCAGCAACAGCAACAACAACAGCAGCAACAACACUCGGCAGCAAUCAGCACAAUGUCGCCAAUGCAGCUGGCCGCUGCCACCGGCGGAGUGCCCGGCGAUUGGGCCAACGGCCGGACAGUGCAGCUGAUGCAGCCCUCGACGGGCUUCAUCUACCCGCAGAUGAUCGUCUCCGGCAACCUAUUGCCGGCAACGCUCGGCCAGCAGCCGAUCCAGGUGAUCGCCAGCAAGCACUUCCAGGGCAGCGGGCCGCAGAUGAUAACGACGACCACGCAGAACGCCAAGCAGAUGAUCGGCGGGCAGGCGAGCUUCGCCGGCGGCACCUAUGCGAUACCCUCGAGCCAGUCGCCGCAGACGCUGCUGAUAUCGCCGGUGAAUGUGAUUUCGCCGCAGCAGCAGAGUCUGCUGCACUCGAUGCAGGCGGCGGCGGCACAGCAGCAACAGCAGCAGCAGCAGCAACAGCAACAGCAGCAACAACAGCAGCAGCAACAGCAGCAGCAGCAACAGCAACAGCAGCAGCAGCAAUUGACGCAACAGCAACAGCUGACUGCGGCUGCUGCCGCCCAGCAGGCCGCUCUCGCCGUCACCGCCUCGAAGGUCGGCGUCACCACCGAUGGCCAGGCCAAGCUGCAGCAGAAGGUGGUGCAGAAGGUGACCACCACAACGAACACGGUGCAGGCGGCCAGCGGUGCCGCUGGCAAUGCCCAGACGCAGCAGCAACAGCAGCAGCAGACCACCACACAGCAAUGUGUCCAGGUGUCGCAGUCGACCCUGCCGGGCGUGACGGCCGCCCAGGCGGCGCAGCUCAUCAGUCCGCUGCAGAACGCGGCCACCGGGCAGCAGAUGCAGCUCGGCCCGUGGUUCUGGCCCAAUUUCGGUGCGAAUCCGAUUAUAUUGCGCGGCCAGCCGGAUCAUACGUCGGGCAUGUUCAUACAGCAGCCGGCGACGCAUCAGGCGCUCCAGACCCAACAGAAUCAGAUAAUUCAGUGCAAUGUGACGCAGACGCCGACAAAGGCGCGCGCUCAGCUAGACGCGCUGGCGCCCAAGCAACAGACGCAGCAGCAGCAACAGGCAAACGCCCAGCAACAACAGCAGCAGCAGCAGCAGCAACAGCAGCAACAGCAGCAGCAGCAGCAGCAACAGUUGACGGCGCAGCUGCAGCGGACAGGUGCGCCCAUCUUGCCACACAAUGGGGCACAGGUGCGGCCAGCCAGCUCGGUGUCCACGCAGACGGCGCAGAACCAGAGCUUGCUCAAGGCGAAGAUGCGCAACAAGCAGCAGCCGGUGCGACCCGCUCUGCCCACCCUGAAGACGGAGAACGGCCAGGUGGGCGCUGGCGGCAACAAGGCGCAGGCCGGACAGGUGAACAGCAAUGCGCUCACCCAGCACUUGGCCGUACAACAGCAACAGCAACAGCAGGCGGCGGCAGCAGCAGCAGCAGCGGCCGCUGCCAAUCUGCAUCAGGUGGUGACGACGGCGGGCAACAAGAUGGUGGUCAUGAGCACGGGCACGCCCAUAACACUGCAGAAUGGGCAGACGUUGCAGACGGGCAGCGUCGAUAAGCAACAGCAGCAGCAACACCAGCAGCAACAGUUGCAGAUCAUGAAGAAUCAGCAGUUGUUGCAGCAGCAGAUGUUGCAGCACCAACUGCUGCAGUUGCAACAGCAACAGCAGCAGCACGCCCAACACCAGCAGCAGGCACAGCAACAGCAACAGCAGCAACAGCAGCAGCAGCAACAGCAGCAGACGCAGCAAACGCAGCAGCAACAGACGUUGACAAAUGCCACAGCGCAGCAAAUAUUGCAGGUGGCACCAAAUACGUUUAUUGCCUCGCAGCAGCAGCAGGCACAGCAGCAACAGCAGCAACAGUUGCAAAAUCAACUGCUGCAGCAUCAAUUGCAGCAGGUGCAGCAGCAGCAACAGGCGCAACAGCAGCAGCAGCGCGAGCAUCAACAAAAUAUCAUACAGCAAAUUGUGGUGCAACAGUCGCAGCCGACGCAGCAGCAGCAGCAGCAACACCAACAGCAGCAGCAGCAGCAACAACAGCAGCAGCAGCAGCAGCAGCAGCAGCAAGCACAGCAACAACAGUUGCAGCUAACCAGCGUGCCGUUCUCUGUCAGCUCAACGACAACACCCGCGGGCAUUGCCACCUCGAGCGCCUUGCAGGCGGCUUUGUCCGCCUCGGCGGGCACCGUCUUUCAAACCACUGCCAAGACGAGCAACUCAAUGCCGAGCAGCAGCGUCGUCACCAUCAGCAACCAGGGCACUGGGCCGCUGGUCACCAGCAGCACGGUAGCCAGCCUGCAGCAGCAGGCGCAGCAAUUGCAGCAACAGCACCAACAGCAGCAGCAGCAGCAACUCAUUACGGCUAGCCUAGCGGCGGCUACUCAGCACCAGCAGCAGCAGCAGCAGGCACAGCAACAGGCACAGCAACAGGCACAGCAGCAGGCGCAGCAGCAAGCGCAGCAGCAGGCGCAGCAACAGGCACAGCAACAGGCACAGCAACAGGCACAGCAGCAGCAACAGGCGCAACAGCAGGCACAGCAGCAGCAGCAGCAGCAACAGCAGCAGCAACAGCAGUUAACUAGCACCACAUUGACCGCCAGCUCACCCACACAGAAUCCCAUACUGGCCAUGACAUCCAUGAUGAAUGCAACAGUUGGUCUGCCAGCGACAACAGCAACGCCGACGGUCAGCACGGCGCUGGUGACGCUCAGCAAUAGCAACAGCAUAACAUCACUGCCAGCCACGCCCACCAAGAGCGUAAGCAUGAACAGCAGCCAGGAGACGACGCCCAAGCAGCAGCAGCAGCAGCAGCAGCCAACGGCAACAUUGGUGCCCAUCGAAUCGUCGCUGACAGCAGCCAGCGUCGACUCGAGCAGCUCCACGGCAACAACGACAACAACAACAGCAGCAGCUGAGGCGCUGCACAACGGCGAUGCCAGCGAGUCCACCAAGCUAACAGCAACAGCUGCUGUUGUCAAGCAAAGCAAUGCAGUGUUGCCCAGCAGCAGCAGCGGCAACAGCAACAGCAGCAGCAACAGCAAAGAGGACAAGAGCAGCAACAGCAGCAAUAAUGUGAGCAGCACAGCGUCUACCAAUGGCAUUGCCAGCAGCGGAUUGCGUGCGAGCAGCGGCAGCAGCAGCAACAGCAGCACAACAACCACAUCGACAACAACAACGACGAGCAACAGCAGCAGCAACAACAGCAGCAGCAACAGCAAUGGCAAAGACCUGCCCAAGGCAAUGAUCAAGCCGAAUGUCUUGACGCAUGUCAUCGAUGGCUUCAUUAUACAGGAGGCGAACGAGCCCUUUCCGGUCACCCGGCAGCGCUAUGCGGACAAGGAUGACAAGGACGAGCCGCCCAAGAAAAAAGCAGCGCUGCAGGAAACGGAUCUCAAGUCGAGUGCAGCAGCAGCGGCGACAGCGACAGCGGCUGCAACAACGACAACCACCACCGCCACUGGACAGGCAACAGUUGCUGCUGGUGGCGGUGGCGGUGGCGGUGGCGCCGUUGCUGUGGGCGGCCCACUGGCUGGCCUGCCCGCCGACAUGGUGGCGUGUGAGCAGUGCGGCAAGCCGGAGCAUCGCAGCAAGCUGAAACGCAAGCGCUAUUGCUCGCCGGGCUGUGCGCGCCUGGCCAAAACGAGCAACAACAACGCGAGCAGCAACAGCAACUCGAACAGCAACAGCAACAACAACAACAGCAAUGGCAGCGGCAUCGGCAUGGUUGGCGCCGACGCAAUGGCGCUGGCCGACAAGCUGGACGAAUCGCUGGCCGAGGAGAAGAUGCAAACGGAUGCGCUGAGCCCGGACCCGGGCAUGAUCAUAGCCGAGCUGCCGGCGACGGCAACGGUGGCAAUUGCCGCAGCCGCUGUCACAGCGCUGCCAGCAACAGCGGCUGCCACGCCCACCAGCAGCUGCAGCAGCAGCAACAACAACAUUGCCAUUGCCAUUGCGCCGAUCUCGAGCUGGAGCGUGGAUGAGGUUAGCGAAUUUAUACGCAAGCUGCCCGGCUGCCAGGACUACGUGGAUGACUUUGUGCAGCAGGAAAUCGAUGGGCAGGCGCUGCUGCUGCUCAAGGAGAGCCACUUGGUGAGUGCGAUGGGCAUGAAGCUGGGGCCGGCGCUCAAAAUCGUCGCCAAAGUGGAGUCCAUGAAGGAGGUGAAUCUGCCCGCUGUCAACGAUGUGGCCAAGGAUGCCCAGCAAUAGUGCACAGUGCGAGCAAGGGCUGAUGUUGCUCCUGUCGCUGGCAGCAGCAGCAGCAGCAGCAGAAGAAGUAGAAGGAGCAACAGCAGCAGCAGCAGCAGCAGCGGCAGCGAUAGCUCUGCCACAUCUCUAUCGUUGCUAUCGCCCACCUACUCCAUAACACCGCCGCCGUAUUCGCCCGUCUAAAUUGGCGCUGGUCUAACCAGUUGUUGUUGGUGUUGGAGUUGUAGUCGGAGUUUAUCGUGAAUGUGAUUCACAUUAGCUAAACUAGCUAAGACUUCAACCAGCCCCCUACCCCCCUCACCCCCCAACCACCAUCCACGCACUCCCAGCUCAACAUCUUAGGCAUUCCCAACCCCGCCCCCACCACCCACGCCCCCUCCCUCGCUGCUGUCUCAUAGUCUCUAAACUUAACUUUAAUGUAGCUUCAAAUUUGUAAGGCCAAUGGUAUGAUAAACAUGAUUCGAGUACUACAACUAGGCUAAGUUAAAUCCACUUAACACCCUCAUCUAGCUUUAGUCUAUAUAGCUUAUAGAUAGAUAUAUGAAGCCAUCCCCUCACCCCUCACCUCACACACACAUACCCAUCAAUUGUACAAUCGAGAGCAUUCAAAAAGGAAAACAAAAAUUUUCUUCAACGUUUUUAUUAAAAAAAAAAAAAAAAAGAGAAAUACCAUUAAAUAUACUAAACAAAAUACUAUUAAUUUACUAAGGCUAAUUGCAGUUAUGUAAGUUUCUGAAUUGAAAAUAAACUUUUUUUUUUUUUAUUAUGCAUUAAAAAUAUUUAAAAAAAUGAGAAAAAAAAAACAAACCAGAAAUUGUACGAAAAUUUUGAGAAAAAAUGAAAAGAAAAACUAGUUAAUAUAUGAUAGUUAUAGUUACUAUAUACUAUAUAUAUAUAUACUUACAUUAAUUGUACUUUAAAUUACACCAUUUUUUUUUUAUUCAAAUACAUACACAUAUAUAUUUAUCGGUAUAUAUAUGUGUGUAUUUAUCUUGAAAGCAACUUGGCAAAAUGCUAGCUAGAGUUAAACCAGUUGAUAUCUGUGGAACUGAGUCUAUAUAUAGCCAAUAUAUAGCCUAUACUACCAACUACACACACACACACACAUAACACACAAUCUUUUUGCUAAACAUUUAAUCAUAAUAUAUAUAUAUAUAUGUUUAGUAUAUCUGGUAAAUAUUUUUUUUAUAA
Drosophila mojavensis is the source of this 6846-nucleotide messenger RNA. Its product is annotated as polyhomeotic-proximal chromatin protein. Bases 124 to 5655 code for a protein of 1843 amino acids. Gene Ontology annotation, cellular component: nucleus; PRC1 complex. The record is from RefSeq and is a predicted model, not a curated record. The transcript has 6 exons. NCBI's taxonomy places the organism in Eukaryota, Metazoa, Arthropoda, Insecta, Diptera, Drosophilidae. Gene Ontology annotation, molecular function: protein binding; zinc ion binding.